AUGUCUGCUCCACGUCCUCCCAGAACGCGUUCCACGAGCAAGGUCGCCCAGGAACGGCCUACCCCCCAACCUCAACGCCCGUACCUGCAAAGCCGCUCCUAUUCAGCGCCUUCGUGGGACAUCUACCCACCAACCAUUCGUCCUAGGGGCGAUGAUAUAACUAGUCCUGUGCUCGAAGAGAAAGAGAUGCCUUCUGCCACCGCAGACAAGAUAGAUGGUCAUGUCUCAACUAAUGGUUCGGUUGAGAUCCAACCCGCGACUCUUAGGCCUCGUCCUGCCCAGGUCAAUUUGGCCGUUGUGGGUGCACAAGGAGUGGGAAAGUCCACUUUUGUGCAAUGCGCAUUAGAUCUUAAACAGAGUCCCAUAUCGCGCUCCUCAAUGAAGAAGAUGUCCCUGGAUGGAACCAUCUACCUCGUGCGAUUGCUGGAGAUCACGAGCCACAUAAUCUCAUUCGAUGAAAGCAGUCGCAUCGUUUGGCCCAAGUUUCUAGGAGAUCAGGAAUUGCCCAUAAUUGACGGCGUCCUGGUCCUGGUUAAUCCAAGUGAUGCGAGGGGCGUGACUCAAAUUGCUCGAGUAUUUAGUGCGCUGUCAAAAGCUACAAUUCCAUUUAUUGUUGUGGGCUGUAGACGGGAGGGCCAAGUCCCGUCUUCCCGGAUAGACCAAGAAACUUACCAUCGAGCCGGUCGAAUACUGAGCGGUAUUGACGUCCAGGACACGUAUUCUGAUGACCCAGAGUCGCAGAAGAAAUGCAUUUCGAACAUCCUCAGGGCUAUCAUAGACAGAACCUCUGAUGUAGCUGAUCUACAACCGGCGUCAACUUCUGCAACGCUCUCUUCUGCGUCUAGUCGAGCAACUCGUCGUCCAAUCCCUUCACAAAACAGGCAGCAUAUCCGCGCUAGCUCCGAGAACCCCAAAUCCACUCUGGCCAGUGCGCCUGCCACUGACCGCAGCAACCAUCGAGCCAAGAAAUCCUUAAACGAUUCAAACCUGGCGUCCACUGCUCAAGGAUCGAGAAAUGUUCGAAGCAAUUCACAGCCUGUGCCUCCCAGAACUCCUCCUGGGAACCGGUUGAACCGUGGGGAAAGACUAGGAACGAGCAUCGUUCCCGAAGAAAUAUCAUCCAAUAAAGGCCCAUAUCAGCGAUUACAAACGACCUGGCGACACAGUGGUAGCUCAGACGCGUUUAGCAGCUUCUUGGAUAUGGAGGAUGAAGGUGAUGAUCUCAAGGGAACUGGGCCUCCGUCCAGCUCUGAUGCUAGCACGGACAAGUCUAUCGACCCAGGUGUGACAUUCGAUGAGCUUGUGGAUCGCCUUUUGGCACCUCCCAUGUCCAAGCAGGACGCAAAAUUUGCCAACAUGUUCCUGUGUUUAUAUCGAAAAUUUGCCACACCUGCAAAGCUCCUCUCGACUUUGCUUGCACGCUUCGAAAGCAUUGGGUCGGCACCGAGCCCGCUAUUGGUGCAGCGUGCAAACCAUCUAAGGUUGCUUAAUAUCAUGGCGCAAUGGGUAUCGGAAUAUCCAGGUGAUUUUGCUGGCUCAAAGACACGGAAGCGUCUGACUGAUUUUUUACCUUCGCUGGAGAAGAACUACGUUUUCGCUUUUGCCGCAAAAGAGAUGAGCUCUUUUCUCGAAAAGUUUGUGGAUGAUGAAGAUCUAUGUUGGGCUUAUGAAGACGAAGAGAAUGAGUCUGAAAAUGUCGAAACAUUCCUGGAUACAUCUGUACAGAGCUCGCCGGCAACUUUCGUUGCUCAAUCCACCGAUGGUACCCUGAAUAAUAUGAGUUCAUUGGACCUAAGCGAUAAUAAUCAUGAUCUGUCCUCGAACCUCUCCAAUCUCUCAACGGCUUCGAGCGUUUAUAGGUCGGGCAGUAUAUCCAGUCAAUCAUUCUUGACAUUGUUGAGUGUGGAGUCUGCCCAACAAGAAGCCCAGCGACUAGAGUUGUCUCCGAAACACUUCCUCACAAAGGAGCAAUGGAAAAUGUUCAUGGCUAUCUCCGAAGAUGAGUUUGCGCGGGAGGUGACACGUAUCGACUGGGUCAUGUUUAGUUCUUUGGGACCGCGAGAUCUCGUCCGGCACGUGAGCGUAUCUGCGGAUGACAGGACUUCAACGAAAGGUCUGUGUAGUGUCAACAGGAUGAUAGACGAGUUCAAUCACUUAGCAUUAUUUGUCGCAAGCAUGGUCUUGUUUCGAGACAAACCCAAGCAUCGAGCGCAGGCUUUGGAAAAGUUCAUGAACAUCGCAAUGAAAUUGCGCCAGUUAAACAAUUACAAUUCCCUUGGAGCCGUUAUUGCAGGGCUUAACGGGACUCCCGUCUUUCGACUUACACAAACCAGGGAGCUGGUAUCCCCAACCGUUCAGAAGCAGUUUAUGAGUCUGGUCAUUCUCAUGGGCACGGAAAAAAGCCACUUCGCUUAUCGACUAGCUUGGGAGAACUCAUUUGCAGAAAAGAUCCCAUUCCUCCCUCUCCACCGACGCGACCUCGUCUCGGCAGAAGAAGGCAACAGAACAUUUAUCGGUCCUGGCAAUGAUCGCAUCAACUGGAAAAAAUUUGAGAUCAUGGGCGAAGUUGUCUUGGGCAUUCAUAAUAGCCAACGCACCCCAUUCCCCUGUUAUUCGAAAAAUGAUGAUGUUCAGCGUCUAAUUCUGGAUACCAAGUUUUCGGGAGAUCAGGAUGAACUUUAUAAUCGGAGUACGCAGCUUGAACCCCCAUCAGGAACUGAGCCGCCCCGCAGACGAUUCGGCUGGCGUCGAGCUUGA
Molecule: messenger RNA, 2757 nt
Organism: Paracoccidioides brasiliensis Pb18
Exons: 6
Coding region: 1-2757 (918 amino acids)
Biological process (GO): Ras protein signal transduction; positive regulation of GTPase activity
Cellular component (GO): plasma membrane
Molecular function (GO): guanyl-nucleotide exchange factor activity
Source: RefSeq, a predicted model, not a curated record